Molecule: messenger RNA, 1641 nt
Organism: Dermacentor silvarum
Lineage: Eukaryota; Metazoa; Arthropoda; Arachnida; Ixodida; Ixodidae
Product: rRNA N6-adenosine-methyltransferase ZCCHC4
Exons: 1
Coding region: 196-1548 (450 amino acids)
Biological process (GO): rRNA methylation
Cellular component (GO): cytoplasm; nucleolus
Molecular function (GO): nucleic acid binding; rRNA (adenine-N6-)-methyltransferase activity; zinc ion binding
Source: RefSeq, a predicted model, not a curated record
GCAUUAUGGCCGCGUGGUUCUUUACUCUAUGGCGUGGUUCGGUUUGCAAUUUCGGAAUUUCGGUACGAUUUUAACAAGUACUGUGCUCGAAUUGGUAUGUGUAAAGUAGUGUGUGUGUGUGUUGUAAAGACGACGACACGUUUUGUCUAUCAAGUACGAAAGCCCACGCUCGCAGUCGUGACGUAGUACCUUACAAUGAACUUCACAAGUUGCGUUGAACUGCUGCACGACGAUUCCGGCGACGUUCCCUGCUGCGAUCACGGACCUGGGCUGCUUUUUAGACGACUAGGAAUUUCCUGCAAAAAUGACGGGCGCAUUUUCUACGCCUGCUCCGCGUGUCGGCGACGCAAGGACUGCCAAUUUUUCGUCUGGAAGGAGGAAGCCUCGCGCUGCAACUUCAAUUGGAACGCUGUGAAACGACGCGUCUUGCCCGAUUUGACGCACCAUCAACUGCACGAGAGGUUUCUGGAGCUGCUGAAAUGCAAGCCGUGCGAGCGACACUUCUGCUGCCGCAAGCUGCUGUCGAAGGAGGACGCGAGGAAACACCACUUCGAGCACUCCUUCACCAACCCGGUUUCGGACGACGACUUGCGGCGGCCUAGCCGGCUCCUGCACGCCGACGUGAACAACGCAACCAAGGCUCAGUACUUCUUCUCCAACUCCAGCACUCUUUUCGUCGUCGACACGCUAAAACGACUGAACUUCGACCGCGUCCUUUGCGUUGGGACGCCAACUCUGCACGAACACCUCAGGGAACACCGUCCCGACGUGAAAAGCCUGCUUCUGGACAUCGAGCAAGCGUACGAGCAGUUCUACGGUCCCGACGAGUUCUGCUGGUUCAACAUGUUCAACAACUUUCACUUUCGCGGUGAGCAGUCGGAGACGGUGGUCAGGGACAGACUGGCUACCGGUAGCCGGUGCGCAGUCGUCGUCGACCCUCCGUUCGGUGGUCUCGUCGACGCCGUCGCCAGGACGCUGGACCAGAUCACCGAGCAGGCGGCCGCUCUGGGCUGCGAGCUGAACUUGUUCUGGUUCUUUCCGUAUUUCAACGAGAAGCGCAUCGUGAAGGCCCUGCCUCGACUGCGCAUGCUCGACUACGCCGUCGACUACGAGAACCACGCCACAUUUAACGGAGCCCACGGCAAACGGCGCAAGGGUUCGCCCGUGCGGAUCUUCACCGACGUACCCUUGGGACAGAUACCGCUUCCGGAAAGCGGAUACGCGUUCUGCGCGCAGUGCGACCGAUGGGUAGCUCGUCACAACAAACACUGUGCCGUGUGCAACGACUGCCCUUCUAAAGACGGCGGACCGUAUAGGCACUGCGAACGGUGUGGCGUGUGCGUAAAGCAGGCAAACGAGCACUGCCAGGUGUGCAACAAGUGCCUCCCACCUGGUCACGACUGCCAGUCGAAAGGCGUCACUUGCUUUGCUUGCAAGCAGCCCGGCCACAAAAGCACGGAGUGCACACAAAGACCCACUGUAGAGAGUACGAAUUCGAAAAGGAAGCUCAGUGGCGACAUUCCUCAACGUAAGAAAAAGAAGCGAUAAUAGUGUCAUUGGUGGGGGGGGGGGGAGUCAUUUCAUUAUGCACUUCGAAGACUGAGUAAUAAAUGCGUUGACAGUAACACUUACCGGGACCCA